AUGCUGGGUCCGGCACAUCAUCAAGGGAGCCUUAGCCUCGGCGAGUACAAGAAUACUUGGUCGGAGUCUCAUCCAGGCCAGUCUUGCAACGACUUCACGGCGUACGCCAUGUCUCACAUGGGCAGGGCGAAGUCGGACGUGGCCUACAACCCGGCGGCUCCACCAGAGGCAUACACAAACCCAAGCAUCCACGCGCGCAUCAAUGCGUACACGGAGGUGGGAAGGGCGCUCCACGGGGAGACUUGGGAUCCGACCACCGCGCCACUCUCCGGAGAAGCCAUCAUGAGGGCGGGACAAGGGAAGAAGCACGGGCGGUACUUGAUCGCCAACAGCUUGGUCGACACGGCGAGUACGCCUAGUCUCUCGCAGCUUAGGGCAAGUACCACCGACUCGACCCCGCCCAUACGCCUACGGCCUGAGACUUCAGUGGCUAGCGUGCACCAGAGACAGGCCGAGAUGGAGGCAAAGUUUGAGGAGGAGAGGAGGUGCCGAAUGGAGAUCGAGGCCAAGCUGGAGCAGGAGCAGAAGCUGAGGGAGGAGUAGUUGGUUAUGUUGCAGAG
Messenger RNA from Panicum virgatum (switchgrass), 560 nucleotides. RefSeq lists its product as uncharacterized. Bases 1 to 543 code for a protein of 180 amino acids. The transcript is spliced from 3 exons. Gene Ontology annotation, biological process: transposition. The record is from RefSeq and is a predicted model, not a curated record. NCBI's taxonomy places the organism in Eukaryota, Viridiplantae, Streptophyta, Magnoliopsida, Poales, Poaceae.